CUUGUCAACUGGUUAAUACUGGCUAAGAAAACCAAGUGAAGAUAAGCGCCUCGUUAUUCACGUCCUCUUCGCCUGCAAUUCAAUCCCUCUGCCGCCAUUGCAAACCACGGAAGUGCAAAAACGAAAACCCUUAAAUCCCCCCAAGAAAGAAAGAAAAGAAAAGCAAGAGAAAGAGUUUUAGAGAGAGAGAAAGAUACACACACACACACACACACACAGGCAACACACACACAUACACACAAACGCACACACAAGACACACACACACACACAGACACAGACACACAUUGGUGCACCCGCCGACGUAGUCUACACACGUUUUAUCUCCUUCCCUCCUGUUUUAUUCCAAGGAUUUCCGUGAUUCUUCCCGAUUACUCUUCCCCCUUUUCUCUCCCUCUUCUUCGGCCAUCUUGUCCUCCUCCUCUCUCUCUCGCCUCGGGUUUCGUUAUCUCGGCGAAUUUAGCGAAUUUAGCGAAUUGUAAUUAUUUCUUGGUGAAUUUAUGGACGUUUGAGCCACAGUCAUGCCUCCCAAGAACAGGAAAGUGGCCGUCAUGGGGUACAGAAGCGUGGGCAAAUCCUCCUUGUGUAUCCAAUUCGUUGACGGACAGUUUGUGGACAGUUAUGCCCCAACUAUUGAGAAUACCUUCACAAAGAAUCUGAGAGUGAGAGGGCAGGAGUAUGGCCUGGAGCUGGUAGACACAGCUGGCCAGGAUGAGUACAGUAUUUUCCCUGCGCAGUACUCAAUGGAUAUCCACGGUUACGUCCUCGUCUACUCUAUCACUUCCGAGAAAUCGUUUGAAGUGGUGCAGAUCAUAUAUGAAAAGAUCCUCGACAUGAUGGGCAAAGUGACCGUUCCCAUUGUCUUGGUGGGUAACAAAACAGACCUUCACAUGGAACGUGUCGUGACCACAGAUCAAGGACGCAAAAUUGCCGAGAUGUGGAAGGCUGUUUUCCUGGAGACAAGUGCCAAGCAGCAUGAGGCUGUAAAUGAUAUCUUCACACGCGUCAUUCUGGAGAUCGAGAAGGCUGACGGCAACAUCAGUCCUGAGGGAAAAUGCAGAGUAUCAUGAAGAUCCUGGGUUAUAGGAUGGACCUUUUGAAACAUCUUUUCCACAAUUAAUGCAUCAAAAUUAUAUAAGAGUUAAAUUUGAAUAGCUUAAGAAUAAUAGUGAUAAUAUUACACCUAUAAUAAUAAUGAUUCUUAUUUGGCCUUGAAAAAAUCUAAAAAAAAAAAAAAAUAA
This is a messenger RNA of Penaeus indicus, 1240 nucleotides long. It is a transcript of the gene Rheb, whose product is annotated as GTP-binding protein Rheb homolog. The coding region runs from base 521 to 1069 and encodes 182 amino acids. Gene Ontology annotation, biological process: small GTPase-mediated signal transduction. Lineage: Eukaryota; Metazoa; Arthropoda; Malacostraca; Decapoda; Penaeidae. The record is from RefSeq and is a predicted model, not a curated record. The transcript has 5 exons. Gene Ontology annotation, molecular function: GTP binding; GTPase activity; GDP binding. Gene Ontology annotation, cellular component: plasma membrane.